AUGUCAUGGUAUAAUUCAGAUAAAUGUAAACACUUAUUCUAAUUUUGUAUCAAUCAGUAUAACGUUAAAAUGAAAUAACUCAAUGUGAUAGAUAGUAUAUCAGAAUACAUUAAAAUUUAUAAAAGAAUGCAGUAAAUAAAUGCUCUUUAAAAAACAAUAGUUUAGAAUGAAAAUUUUAAGACAAUUAACUAAAUAGAUAGGUAGAGGUUCUACACUUAUGUGCGGUUUGAAUAGAUUUCGGUUAAUGUACAAUAUUUAAUUUAUCAAAAGGAUUUAUUAAAGUAUUUCUGUUUUCUAUAUCAAACAUUGAUAAUCUUUAAUGUAAGAUGA
Messenger RNA from Tetrahymena thermophila SB210, 330 nucleotides. RefSeq lists its product as hypothetical. The record is from RefSeq and is a predicted model, not a curated record. The transcript has a single exon. Lineage: Eukaryota; Ciliophora; Oligohymenophorea; Hymenostomatida; Tetrahymenidae.